Olea europaea var. sylvestris is the source of this 1512-nucleotide messenger RNA. RefSeq lists its product as uncharacterized. Bases 1 to 1512 code for a protein of 503 amino acids. The record is from RefSeq and is a predicted model, not a curated record. NCBI's taxonomy places the organism in Eukaryota, Viridiplantae, Streptophyta, Magnoliopsida, Lamiales, Oleaceae. The transcript is spliced from 5 exons.
AUGACGUCGAAGAGGUUGGGGGAGAUAAGAGAGAGGUCCCGUGUACCUCAUUAUGUGGAGAUGUUAGUGCCCGAGGCCCAUGAGCGAGCCUGUUAUCCGAGGCUGGGAUGCGUGGCGGUGAGCAAAUAUUUGUUUAAGGCAGAUAGCAGUACGAGGUUCGAGCUGAGCAGGGAAGAGUUUGAAGUGAUAGAGGACAUUUACAAGAGACCUCCGAAACUUCACCACUUCGAUCACCUCAUCGACAGAAGUCGCUAUUUCCUCGAUUUUGAAUUGAUGCCCUCCAAGGACAAAUUUAAGAGGAAGGAGUACCCAGUUUCUGACAUGGCAUCCAUACUGAAGGCAACCUCCACUGUGAAGGUGAGGCCUCUGAAGCCAGUGUCAAGUGGCGCCAAGGAGGUCCAAGGUAGAGUUGAACGUCUCUCCAAGGACAGCACAUCGUGGGCUUCCAAAGAGGGGACGCCCCAGAGGCCAGAAAAGUCCAAGGAGCCUCGGGGGAAGGAGAAAGUCCCUGAGGAGCCAAAGAAGAGGAAGCUGGUGCACGUCUCUAGCUCGUCUGGGAAGUUUGGGACUUCUGUGUCCCAUGAAGGCAAAGAAGUCGGGCAGCUAAAGCUAUUGGAAGCCGCCUCGAAAGCAAUUAAGAUUGAAAUGGUUAGGCGCGUCGAGGCUGAAGAGGCGAGGGAGGAGGCUGCAAGGAGGCAAGCUGAGGUGGUCGAGGAAGAGGCUGCCAAACAAAGGCCUGCUCGAGUGCAAGGGAAGUCUCCGAGCUUCCUUGUCAAAAGGGAGGAGCCUUUCACCCCAGCUUUGGUAGAGGCCCUGCCACCUGAGAUCCGAGGCGCUACUAAAAGUUUUUAUAAAUUCUGGACGGAUCGGUGGGAGGCCCUCACUGACUUUCAGACGAGGACCACUGCCUUAGAGAGGAAAACAGGCUCCCUUGCAAAGGAGUUGAAGGCAGCCAAGGCCAAGGCUAAGAUAGAGGCAUUGAAGAGGGAAGUACAUGAGUGCCAGUGUGAGGUUGCCUCCUUGACUAAGAAGGUGAAGGUUUCCAAUGAUCACCAGAAGGUGACCGCCAAAGCCUUGGAGAAGGCAAACUUGGCAUUGGCAUCAUCCCAAGAGGCGUACCAGUUCUUGGAAGGCCAAAUUAAAUGGUAUGUGGAUGAUACCACCAAGGCAAGGGAGGAGGACCAAGAGGCAAAGGAAGAGGCGGUGAAGGACUACAUUGCCAACUUUCAUAACAUCGAGGAGUACAAGAGCUUCAGUACUUACUGGAGGAACUUUGCUUAUGCCGAGGUGAUGGAGCGAGCUGAGGAGUUGUAUCCCAAUCAAGACCUAUCGCAACUGAGGUCGGAGUUUGUGGACGAAGAGCCUCAAACCCCAGCUGAUGAAGCGGUGGGAGAUGAAGUAGCAGAGGCAGAAGAAGCAAACUCUGAUGCUCAAGCUACGGAAGUCCCAGCUGCUGAAGCACAUCCAUCAUCUUCUCAGGCUCAGGAUAUUUUUCUUUUCAGUUAUUCAUAA